Eruca vesicaria subsp. sativa (arugula) is the source of this 936-nucleotide messenger RNA. NCBI's taxonomy places the organism in Eukaryota, Viridiplantae, Streptophyta, Magnoliopsida, Brassicales, Brassicaceae. The record is from the annotation of a GenBank genome assembly.
AUGGAUACUGGUAAUAACAAUAGACUCCCAACUCUUCUAAAGUGCAACUUCCCUCCUUACGGAAAAGACUUUCCCGGUGGAGUCGCCACCGGAAGAUUCUCUGAUGGAAGAGUUCCUUCUGAUCUGAUUGCGGAAAGAUUGGGGUUGAGGAAGACAUUACCAGCAUACUUGAGCCCCAAUUUGAAGCCUAAAAAUCUUUUGAAAGGUGUAACAUUUGCAUCUGGAGGAACUGGUUACGAUCCGUUAACGGCUAAGCUUAUGUCAGUAGUGUCAGUAUCGGAUCAACUAAUAUAUUUUAAAGAGUAUAUGUCAACGAUCAAACAACACUAUGGAAAACGAAGAGCUCAAUAUAUCUUGGACCGUAGCAUUUUCCUCGUGGUUUCUAGUAGUAAUGACCUUGCUCACACUUACAUAGCCCAAUCUUAUAGAUAUAACUCUACCUCGUAUCCUAUUUUCUUGGCUGAAGCAGCAGUUAAAUUCGUAAAAGAAUUGCACAAGCUUGGAGCUCGGAAAAUUGCGGUGUUUGGUGCAGUCCCUGUUGGAUGUGUACCACUUCAAAGAACAGUACGUGGAGGUGUACUAACAAGAAAAUGUGUUAAACCUUUAAACAAUAUGGCAAAAAAAUUCAACGCUAGACUUUCUCCAGCAUUGAAACAUUUAAAUAGAAAGUUGGAUGGUAUUAUCCUCUACGUGGAUGUUUAUGACACUCUUUUUGAGAUGAUCCAAAAGCCUAAAAAAUACGGUUUCGAAGUAGCUGAUAGAGGGUGUUGCGGUUCUGGUUCUCUCGAAAUUUCUUAUUUGUGCAACUCCUUUAAUCCAGUCACGUGCUCUAAUUCCUCGGCCUAUAUAUUUUGGGAUAGCUACCAUCCAACUGAAAGAGCUUAUGAAGUUAUUGUUGAUAAGUUACUGGAUAAAUACUUAAGCAAAGUCAUUUGA